GCUGCCCGGACCCUCCAGGUGGAAUGAUGGAAGUUGUAUUCCAACACAUCUUGAGAGCACCAGGUUUAGGAAGGCUGUGAACUGAAGGGGAUUGGAUAAAGCAGUAUCACACAAAGGGCAAAAUGAAGAGGUGGUGCAGUUUGCAGGAACUUGUGGAAUAUUCUAUUUAGCUGCUUCUACUUUGGGGGGGAGAGAUGGCUGAAAUCAGUGACCUUGACCGUCAGAUUGAACAACUGCGGCGCUGUGAACUCAUCAAGGAAAGUGAGGUUAAAGCCCUCUGUGCAAAGGCCAGAGAGAUCUUGGUGGAAGAAAGUAAUGUCCAGAGAGUAGAUUCCCCAGUAACAGUUUGUGGAGAUAUCCAUGGCCAGUUCUAUGACCUUAAAGAGCUAUUCAGGGUGGGUGGUGAUGUACCUGAGACCAACUAUCUUUUCAUGGGAGACUUUGUUGACCGAGGCUUCUACAGUGUUGAAACAUUCUUGCUACUGCUGGCACUCAAGGUUCGCUACCCUGACAGGAUCACCCUUAUCCGUGGCAAUCACGAAAGCAGGCAAAUCACCCAGGUAUAUGGGUUUUACGAUGAGUGUUUGAGAAAAUAUGGUUCUGUCACUGUGUGGCGCUACUGCACUGAGAUCUUUGACUACCUCAGCCUCUCUGCCAUUAUUGAUGGCAAGAUUUUCUGUGUCCAUGGUGGCUUAUCCCCAUCCAUCCAGACGCUGGACCAGAUCCGAACGAUAGAUCGCAAACAGGAGGUCCCUCAUGAUGGCCCCAUGUGUGAUCUUCUGUGGUCUGACCCUGAAGACACUACAGGCUGGGGUGUGAGUCCUCGAGGUGCUGGCUAUUUAUUUGGCAGUGAUGUGGUGGCGCAGUUCAAUGCAGCAAACGAUAUCGACAUGAUUUGCCGGGCACAUCAGCUGGUCAUGGAGGGAUACAAAUGGCAUUUCAAUGAGACAGUUCUUACUGUGUGGUCAGCCCCCAACUAUUGCUACCGCUGUGGGAAUGUUGCAGCUAUCUUGGAACUGGAUGAACAUCUUCAGAAGGAAUUUAUCAUCUUUGAAGCAGCCCCUCAAGAAACCCGAGGCAUCCCAUCUAAGAAGCCUGUUGCGGACUACUUCCUGUGAAUGCUUCUCCUCCCUCUUCCCCCUUGUGCGGCUUCUGUUUCCUAUUCUGGAUGGAGUGGUCAGCUUCUCUUUCAGCCUUUGGCAGGGGUUCAAUUCUCUUCUUUCCUUCUCUCCCUUACCCUGGCCCUUGCCCAAUAAAUUCUCAGUUCUGGACCCCUUAGACUGAAUUAGCCAUCUUUUCCCAACAUUGCUGAUUCCUGGGCAAUCCCUAGGAUUGCCAUAAUUGAUACUUCCCCCCUAAAAACACUUCUUAGGAUUUCUGCCUGUUGGAAAAACCUGGAACUUUGUCAGCUCUUUCCAUGAAAAGAAGUAUCAGCCCAGGAAAGAAGAAAAGCUGUAGCUCUUUAAAUAUCUCUAGUUUUGUAGAGAAGUCACUGACCAAUUUCUUGAGCAACUCUUGGUAGGGCUUUUCUACUCACUGAAGCAGCAUUGUCCAAGCUGGUACCCUCCAAAUGUGUUGGCCUAAGACUCCCAUCAUCCUAGCCAACAUGGCUGUUCUGAAUUAGAUGAUGGAAAUUGUAGCAUAAUUAAUCUGGAGGACACCAAUUUGAAGAAGGUUAUUCUAGAAGAACUGGAAGUUAUUGCUAGAGAAUAUAUAUGUUAUAAAGAACUGGAUUCAGAAAUAAGGAGAAGCCAAAUUGAUCAAAGAAUAUCUGAUCUUGUUAGGGGAGCUGCUUAUCUGGACUAAUUCCUCCCCCUACCAUCCUGCCAUGUCACUUAGGUGCUUCCUGGUUUUUUCUUUUUCCCCUUGUCAGCUGACGUUGGAACUCCAUGGUUUUGGUGCCACUCUAAGAUUUAAGCAAAGAACAGGAAGUGCUUCAAACUUUGCUGUUUUGGGUUGCUGGAAGACCUACAGUGCUGAGGGUUUUUGGCACUUCAAUCUGUAAUUUGCUUCAAUUCCAUAGAAUAGAUUGAGCUAAAAUAGGAAGUUUGCGUGCCAUCACUCCUGAUUCCCACUUUGCUCCUUAAACACUAUAUGGCCAGUGGAAGAUAAGACUGUCCCCAGCAUACUAUACCAAAAAAUCCUGAACUUGCAAAAAGAUUUUUUGGGGUCACUGGAGGAUCCAAAUGCUCUAUGGAAUCCAUUCAGCUUUGGUGAUGGAUUUAUUAAAUCUUUUAUUGGCAGAUCUGGUUCUCCUACUUUUUCUCCUUCUCCCUGAGUAUGGAGAUUGGGACCACAUCAUGCUAAUGAAUUUGACCAAUGGGACAUGUUUUCUCUUUUCUCUCUCUGAUCUUCUGCCCCUGUGGGGAUGAGGUAGCCAAACCUAUAAUCCCUAGGCUCACAUUUUCCCCUUCCCUUCUUUACCUUUAUUCCUGUGAAGGAAUGUGCAGUCCAGGUAUCUAUUUAGAGUUAGAAGGGGGAAUUUCCUGCCAUCUCCCAUGAUCUGUCUCUUGCUCUAAUUUUAUUUUGUUUCCAUUUUGUUUUUCCUAUUUACAACUUUUAGAUAAAAAAUUAUAAU
Messenger RNA from Python bivittatus (Burmese python), 2578 nucleotides. The record is from RefSeq and is a predicted model, not a curated record. NCBI's taxonomy places the organism in Eukaryota, Metazoa, Chordata, Lepidosauria, Squamata, Pythonidae.